AUGGGCAACCAGCAGAGUAGUCACGAUGCGUCACAUGCGCAACCGCACUCGCACCUAAGCAGUCAGCACGCGGCGCCGACGUACCGCACGGGCAGACGCGAGAGCAUCCAGCACACGAUCAAGGCGGCGCAGAUCGCCCCUCCGUCGGCCAGCCUCGAGAGCGCCCAGGCCAACACGACGGCCCACGUCACCAGCCAGCCGCGCGCCGCCCACGACCGCCGCAGUGUGCGCGACCCCAGCCCGGACAGGAUGGGCAACGAGCAGAGCAGCCAGAAGAAGGAGCGGGAGCGGGAAGAGCGACAGGAGCGACUGGAGAGGUGGAGCCGCCAGUCCACGCCCCAGCCUGCGCCCGCGAGCUCGACCUCACCAGCACCUCGUCCCCCACCGCCGCCCGCCAGCACCAGCGCCAGCAACAGCAACAGCAACAGCAACAGCAACACCACACCACCCCAGGCACGGCAACAGCAGCAACCAAAAUCAUCGUCGCCGUCACCACCACCACCACCACCACCACCACCACCACCCCGCCUGCUGCACACUCGUCCACGCCGCCGCCCAGCGAGGCACAUGCAAUCCCCAUCAAUGCCCCCCACAGCAGCCGCACAGAGCAGGCCAUUGCCGGCUCGCUCGACCCCGCCGAUGCCUCGCAAGACUACCUCGUGCCCUCGUCGCACUUCAGCCGCCCGCCGCGUCUGCCCUUGCCCAUCGAGGAGGAGCUGCACACGCCCGGCUCGCCCAUCAUCUCCCCCACCGACCCCGUGA
Molecule: messenger RNA, 762 nt
Organism: Ascochyta rabiei
Lineage: Eukaryota; Fungi; Ascomycota; Dothideomycetes; Pleosporales; Didymellaceae
Exons: 1
Coding region: 1-762 (253 amino acids)
Source: RefSeq, a predicted model, not a curated record